AAGCGUGCGCGCAACAUUUCCAUUUCAACCUUUGACUGACACGCCGCCGCCCUCCCGUCUUCGCUGCCAAUCCCCUCCUCAAAACCCUAGGCCCAUCGCCGCCGCCGGCCGCCAUGGCGCCGCCUCGCUCCACCGCCGCCCCUCCAGACCUCCCUAUCCCCGACCCUACGGCCGUCGACGAGUUCAAUCUGCAUCUGCUCCACGCGGCGAGCGAGGGCGACCUCCCGCUCUUAAAGGCGCUGGUGCGGGCGCUGGAGAAGAGCACGCGGGAUCCCAGGGAGGUGCUGGAUGCGACGAGGGAGGAAGGCCUCGGGGCGCUGCACAUGGCCGCCAGAAUUGGGAGCGUCCCGGUGUGCAGGUACCUGGUCGAGGAGAUAGGGGUCGAUGUGGACGCCGACGGCGAUGAAUCCGUAACGCCUCUGCUUUGCGCAAUGUUUGGUGGAAGCUUGGAUACUAUCCGCUAUCUUCUCGAUCAUGGGGCUAAUCCAGACAAAGUUGUCGGCGACCGCUUCACCCCGCUUCAUCAUGCCGCUGGAAUGGGAGACCGUGAAAUGGUGGAACUCUUGCUUACAAAAGGAGCUUCUGUUGACUCAGUAUCUGUCAGUGGGACACCAUUGCAUAUCGCUGCCUUCAGAGGGCAGGAUGAAGCUAUGAAAGUUUUAUUGGAGAACAACGCAGAUCAUAACAAGAUACUGCCUGGUAUUGACACCCCCCUUAUUUCUGCUAUAACUGCUUCCUCAGUGAAAUGUGUCAAGCUCCUGGUUGAGGCUGGUGCUGAUGUCAAUGACGAUCUUGUACCCCCUUUAGCUGCUGCUGCGGAUAAAGGCUUAACUGCAUGCUUGAAAUGCUUACUGGAAGCUGGUGCUGACCCUAAUGUUCCUGACCCCUCGGGUAGGCUGCCAAUAGAACUCGCUGCACUGAACGGUACAAGGGAAGAUGUUGAGAUCUUAUUCCCUGUAACUUCUUGUAUUCCAACUGUGCAUGAUUGGAGCAUUGACGGAAUAAUACUUCAUGCAAAGUCAGUGUCUAUGGAACAGGGUGAUUAUUCAAAUGUAAAAAGAAUAGACGAGCUGAAGUCACUUGGGGUUAAGUCUGUCAAGAGAAAUGAUUAUUCUACUGCGGCAACAGUGUACAGUGUGGCAAUAGAGCAUGACCCUCAUGAUGCUACCUUGUUCUCGAACAGGAGCCUUUGCUGGCUCCGCAUGGGCGAUGGACACAAUGCUUUGCAGGACGCUCUUGCGUGCAGAGAAAUGCGGCCUGGCUGGCCAAAGGCCUGCUACCGGCAGGGCGCAGCGCUCAUGUUAUUGAAGGACUACGGGGGUGCACGUGAUGCUUUUCUGGAUGCAGCCAAGUUGGACCCGCAGAGCUCUGAGAUCAAGGCUGCGUUGCGUUGGUGUUGGAAUUAAACAUGCAGGGAAGCUAUGAAUUCCUUGGAGAUAUCCGAUGGCGCAACAAAGACCACUUGAACAGUAUGGAACUGGAGUUCCCUGAAUCGGCCUUGUUGUUUCAUUGGUUAACUUGGUGAACCAGUAUGAGGAAAUAAGUAGCAUUAGGGAUCGAUGGAGGGCACUUUUGUCAUUUCCAGCUGCUGCCUUGGCUCUUUUGUUACCUAUUUUCUUUUACUUUGGUGAAAAAAAGUAGCAAGAGAUGCGUCGACCUAGUCAUCAGUGGCUAAGUAGACGAGAAGAUACAUGGACCAAACUCCAAAAGAAUAUGCAAGAGAAGAACCAAACAAUGCAAUACUAUCUUUCGUACUCAUGUAGUAAAGAAGUGGCCUUGGUCAGAGCCUCAGAGGAGCUAUUAAUCGUC
Triticum aestivum (bread wheat) is the source of this 1809-nucleotide messenger RNA. RefSeq names its product ankyrin-3. The transcript has 11 exons. Bases 114 to 1406 code for a protein of 430 amino acids. Gene Ontology annotation, molecular function: protein binding. The record is from RefSeq and is a predicted model, not a curated record. Lineage: Eukaryota; Viridiplantae; Streptophyta; Magnoliopsida; Poales; Poaceae.